GUAAUAAAAGACAUCAGCGCCUUCCUUCUACCCUCGGCACAUGCUAACUCAUCAAGGCAUCCUAAUUGCUAGCCAAUGCUUCUCGCUGCGAUUUUGUAACUGCUGCUGCUGGACCGUUAAUUUCUCAGCUGUGACGCAGGGGCAAAUGAGAAUUCCCUCCGCGGGACGGUAGACUACCGGGUGCUGCUCCCAGGAAAGAGGAGACAUGACGAUGCAUCUCGAGCCGGCGCCGGAGCUGCGUCUGGCCCAGCACGAGGCGAGCGCGAUUGCGUACGAGUCCGGCUCGUGCCAGCGCCAGCACACCCGACCUUCUGUGUCGCAGAUCUACAGCGAGGCGCCGAGUCCGAGUGACACGCGGCACGAUUGGCAGCACAGUACAAGCCGUAGCACGACACCCAGUGGCGACGGCGACGGGGAUGAUGCGCCGGAAGAUACUCUCACAUUCGCCCUGACUCUUGCACCUUUGCACGCGGGCCAGCCACUGAACGGCAGACCGAUGCCCAUGACCGCCAUGGGCCUUGGCGGCUUUGGCGCGCGCGUUGCUGGCGGGAGUGCUCUGCUGUGGCACGGUGCGGAAGAAGAAGAAGAGGAGGAGGCGGACAUCGACUACUUUCUGGCUGCCCCGAGGUCAGACCCGAGCAAGCAGUCCGCCGAGCAGGCGGCCAGGACGCGGCCCUCCACAUCCUUACCUGAACCGACAUGCACGCCAGCCGCGACCCGUACCACCGGCGGCCAACGUCCGCGGGCGCCACUCACGCGCAGGAGCGAAGGCGCACGCGAAAAGGACCGAUCCAGCAAGAAGCUUGCGUCGCUCAAAAAGAUCCUCGGUAGCAGCAACAGCGCUGGAAGCAGCAGCAGCGCUAGGCACAAGUGCGCCGCCCAGCCUGACCCAUCGCCGAAGCCAGCUAUUGGUGGGCGUCCGCAUCCCGCUGCGUGCAUGGCUGGCGCUGCCAGCGCUGCAGGGCUCUAUCACGCACUGCCAUCCUCUUCCCCUUCCCCUUCGCCCACUCCUUACUCGGUCGGAGCCACCUCCCCCGCGCCGAGCAGCAGCAUCCAUUUGCGCCUCGCGAGCGGCCUCGAGUCCGAAUUAUACCCACCAUCAACUGCUGCUGCUGCUUGGGCGCCGACACUUGCAUCGUAUAGCGCUUACGGCUACCGUGACAGCUAUCCUUGCGGCCAUGGCCCCGGCCGGCCCGGCUUCGACCGCGACCGCGAACGCGAACGCGAGCGCAAGCGCGCGCGCGAACGCUCAGGAUCCGGCUCCAUCGGUGCGACGACGAUCACGACGAUGACGACAACGAUGACGACGUCGUCGUCGUUGUCCGGCUCGUCCUCGAGCGUCCGCUCGCCCUUGACACCCGCGUCAACGAAUCGUGGCGGUGGCAGAGGGGGCGACAGUGAGCGCGGCACAACACCGCUAUCGGAGAUCGACGGGUUUGUGUUCCAGCUCGGUGGGCCACGCGCUGGUGCAGGCGGGCCUGCGGGCCUGUGGCAGUUGCAAGACCACACGCUCAAGAUGAGCCCAACGCAGCAGCCCGCCACCACUACACCUGUCGAGCAGCGCGAAGGCAAGAACAGCGGCAAGAAGACGUGGUUCGGGCGCAAAUCCAAACAUGCUGCUGCACCCGCUGCCGUCGCCAUCCCUGCGCUUCCUGCGUCUAUGCACAUGCCUCUGCCGCCUCGUCCGGCAACCAGUGCUGGCGCUGGUGCCACGGCGGGCUGGAGCGCAGCAGCAAGGCCUGCUCGCGGCAAAAGCAGCCUUUAUCCGCCAUCUUCUUUUCUCCCUUUCGCGAACAGCGUUGCCGGCUCAGAUGCCAGCGGCAAAGGAAGCAUCAAGUCCAGCGUACGCGAGCAGCGCGACCGCUCCAAGUCGAACCAAGGCAGUGUCGUUAGCAGCACGCCGCCAAGCAGCUUCGUGCAUUUCCCUCUGCACGAUCGUCAACUGCAGGCGUCGCGGGGUAUUUUGCAGGCACACGACGUGCCCGCCACCGUCAGCGGCGGCAGCAUGCACAGCCGCCCGGCCGCGAUGAGCACGCGCACACGUACGCAGUCCGAGCAGACGUUGCUGAUGUCCGUCCGGCUUUCUCCCAAAGCCACGUUCGCGGCUGGAACAGGCGCAGGCGCACCGCCGCCGUCGUCUCCGCGUCUGCAACGCGCUCGGCGUCGUGGCAUGGUGCUGUGGCGCGGAAUCUUCGACGGCAGCCUCGACGGAGUCGUCAGUGGCAGCGCGGGAGCGGGCACAGGUGCAGAUGGCAAUGGGAGGAUCUGCAUGCCUGCUCAACUGACAGAACUGACGCGUGCAGACUACAUGUUGCUGUACAGCUUGGGUGUCUUUGACCUCAACGACCCUCCAAUGCUGACGUCACGAUCGGCUUCUGGCUACAACGAUGCAGAUGCUGGCCUUGGUGCUGGCGCUUUUGCUCACCAGACCACGAUGGUGCAACAGUCGAACCUCUUCAAACCUCUCCCCGGCGUCCCUGCUUUGAUGGGAUGGAUUGAAGGCGUCAACCUCAAUGCUGGCGCCGCGCAGGACUGUCACGGUUGCGAGCCCGAUCAUGACAACGGCAACGACGGCUACAGUGACAAUACAGAUGACUCUGGCGCCGAGACUGCUGGCGCAGUGCGCCGUCCAUCAACCUCAAGCGCUCUAGAUGCCGAUGCGCUCAGUGGCGCCUUUGACGUCUUCCCGCAGCCUCCGUCGCGCCUCAGGCGCUUUCCAUCGGCCAACAGGGCGAACGGCCUCACUAGCGGGCACACACAUGCGCACGCAACGAUGCAUCUGCCUUCGCAUCUCUGUUCUCGCGCGCACGUGCCUUCGUCGUCGCUCGACGACGCCGCCGCGUCGUCUUUGCGGCAGCAGACCCGAGUGUCGAACGCUUUCGCUAUGCAGCUGCUCACGGAAGCGGCACGCGAGCUUGUGCCGCCGCAGCAGUGGGCGAGCGCGAACGCCGCCCACGAAGCCGAAGAUGGUGCCGCGGCCCUCGCCGCUUUCGAGGACCCUGGCGCGUCGCCACUGGUAGCGGCGCACCGCAGGCAUAUCGAGGCGAUCGUCAGGCUGACUUGGCAAGGCUCCAGAACGGGACAGUCGGACGCGCAAGAUGCACAGGAUGAUGACGUGCAAGGGUCUCGUGCCACGGCUGUCUGGGAGGUAUCCACGUCUGAUGACUCGCAAGGUCCAACUUACGCCCCGCGUGCGGCUCAGAUGUUCGAGCCUAUCGAAGGCGGCCUGGCUGCGCCCUUUCCCAUUUUUGAGCGCCGAAGGCAAGCUGCAAUGCACUCCAAUCGCGUCUUAAUGGAGCUUGCAGAUGCGACUCUGCAGCGGCAAUGCGUGCAACCCGGGCGCAAGGCCCAGCCGAAUUUUGGCAGUCAAGCGAUCGGUCUCUCACUGCAGGAGGAGCUGGGCGAAAAUAACGCGCGACAGGAUCAUGACGGUCUCGCCUCCUCGUUGAAGUUCGUCCUGACGCAGCUGGAGCAGGCGGUUCCCGACUGUCACGCUCAGCUCUGCCUGCUGGACGAGGUAAACGUUGUCGUCCUUGCGCAAGGAGCAAGAGCUGCCGUCGAUGGUGUGCCUACUGUGCGGGCACGCGUUCGAAGCUUGGAGGCGCACAGCUUGCUUAAUCGCAACGAGGGCCUACUCAUCUUGAACAGCGGUGCAGACUUCCGAUUCGCCGCUGCCCUCCAAGGUGACCACAAGAACGAUAAUAUGCCCGUCUUCUUCGCCGCGCUGCCCGUCCUGAGCGCUGCCGGGAUGCCCAUAGCCUUCGUCACGCUCUCCUCAGCUAGAAUCAUGGACGACUGGUCGGCUGCUUGCGCUUCGCUGUUCGAACAGUGCACGAUCGUCAUUGCGAGUGCAAUCGAGGCCGCUCACCGCAAGCAACUCGCGGCCGAGGGUGAGCGCUUACAAGAAGAAUUCAAGGCAUUACAAAGGCAUAUCAUAGCGCUCGGAUUUAAACGCGCAGAAGACCUGGAUUCGUCGCCCAAGCCGGCUCAUCUGCUGCGCUGUCAGCCGAGCGACGGGCUUGCCGUAGCUGAGAGUCUCGAGGAAGAAGCACAGCAGGUGCUCCAAAAGGAGGUGCUUGUCGAGAUUCUUCAAGACUCACUGCUGACGUCCAGGAUGGACAUUGAAGGCCAGUUGCUCCCGGCUCUCUUCAACGCUCUCGUGAGACACGUUCAUCAGGGCCUGCACAGUUCUCUGACUUACCUUGUGCGCAAGAGCGAAUCGGCAGCCGCACACAGCGUCGACGAUGCCGUUUCAGAAGAGCACCAGCGUUGUAGCAUUGUCGCCAGCCAAGGCUUGCCGUCGCGGGUCCCGCAAGACGUCAGCUUCGAUGAGCCAUGCCACAAUAUGAGGGUCGGAGCAGCUCCAGCCGUAUACUCUGGCAUUUCAAUCUUACCGUCCAAAUGCGCAUGCGAUACGCUGCCGUGGUGGGUCUUUGAUGACAACCGGCAGCUCUACAAAGCGGGCUGCAUGGUCCACGGUGGCAGCCUAGGUCCACAUACCUAUACUCUCGUUGCGCUGUUCGAGAGGGGCGCACACAUUGUCUCGGCUUCGGAACAAUCGUACUUUGCAGCAGCCGCAUCUACGCUCAGCACAUGUCUCAUGCAGGUCGCCGAGCUCUCUUCGCAAAGCAAGUCAUCCAUAUCGCAAGCAUCACAACAUCGCAUUUCCAGCAAACUCAAGCAGUCAUCGCAUGGGCUAGGCAUCCAGGCGUGAGGUUUUCAAGUCCUCAGGCCGCAAGGGACCACCUGCAUAUCUGUUAUUUCGCAUCAUAUUUUGAUGUUCAAGCAUGUUUCUCACAAUCCAGGGUCGCAAAUUCUGUCAAAGCCAUCUAGUCAUCAAUCUCAGCCGAUAGGC
Tilletiaria anomala UBC 951 is the source of this 4855-nucleotide messenger RNA. RefSeq lists its product as uncharacterized. The coding region runs from base 206 to 4714 and encodes 1502 amino acids. Lineage: Eukaryota; Fungi; Basidiomycota; Exobasidiomycetes; Georgefischeriales; Tilletiariaceae. The transcript is spliced from 4 exons. The record is from RefSeq and is a predicted model, not a curated record.